Messenger RNA from Betta splendens (Siamese fighting fish), 1093 nucleotides. RefSeq names its product F-box protein 2 (gene fbxo2). The transcript is spliced from 8 exons. The record is from RefSeq and is a predicted model, not a curated record. Bases 229 to 819 code for a protein of 196 amino acids. Gene Ontology annotation, molecular function: ubiquitin protein ligase activity. NCBI's taxonomy places the organism in Eukaryota, Metazoa, Chordata, Actinopteri, Anabantiformes, Osphronemidae. Gene Ontology annotation, cellular component: SCF ubiquitin ligase complex; cytoplasm. Gene Ontology annotation, biological process: glycoprotein catabolic process; SCF-dependent proteasomal ubiquitin-dependent protein catabolic process.
CGCUCUAUUGGAUUCUGCUGAGUCAUGGAUGCUGCCUCCAUGUCGCAGCUCCGCUCUCUCUCCCCUCCCUCCCUGUCUACUUGAUGUCUGCUAUAAAAGCUGCAGUGUUUCCAUAUGCACCGCUCUCCUGCAGAGGAUUAAACCUCAUCUGAGAACUCGGACGCCCUUUGUCUGUCCUAGUGAGCUGCAGUGAAGGCCUGCAUCUGCUCUGACGUAGACGUCUUUGGGAUGACCCGUCACAAAGACCUGUUUUACAGAGCAGAGGGUGUUAUAGGGAAUACUCCAAACAUGGCUCGGAACUUGCUGAAGAAUCCCUAUGGGGAAGAACAGCUGGAAUUCUGGGAACUGAUAGUGAAUGGAGGUAACGAGUGGAAGGUGGAGGACAUGCCUGGAGACUGUGGCCAUGACUUCUGCUUGGAAGGUGUCACCAAGUACUUUGCAACGUCCUUUGAGCCUUGUAUUAAGAGACAGGUAAUCGACCUGUUGGCUGAGGGUUACUCAGAUGAUGAGCUGGAUGCUCAGCCUGCUGUCACAGCAGAGGACUGGUACUGUGGGAGGACGGACUGUGGCUGCACAUAUCAGAUGACUGUGUGUCUGUUGGACAACGAUUGUGAGCUCAUACAGGAGUUCAAAUCUGAGCCUGUGACUCUGGACCCUGAGAGCGAGGACUGCUCAUGGAGGAAGGUCACGCACACAUUUUCCAAUUAUGGCCCUGGGAUGCGUUUCAUCACGUUUGAACAUGGAGGUAAUGACACCAAGUUCUGGGAAGGUUGGUUUGGAGUGCGGGUCACAGGGAGCUCUGUUACUGUUGAAGUCUGAACAGAAAGGAAGAACCAGUGAAAAUUGCUACAGGCUGUAGAGAAGCAGAGUGAUACAGGUCUCCAGAGGCCUUAUGACUUAUACUGUACCUCACUCUAUCAAGUCUAUUGCUGUUCAAACCAAUCCUAAGAAUCCAGAAUGCUGCCUAACAAACCGUUAGAACGCUGAUAUUAGUUGCUAUAUAACCUCUGCACGGCUGUUGGGGAUUUAAUUAGGAGGCUUAUCGUUCAUACAGUAUGCGUAAAUAAACUGGAAUGUUGUAUUUACCACAGAA